Molecule: messenger RNA, 201 nt
Organism: Protopolystoma xenopodis
Lineage: Eukaryota; Metazoa; Platyhelminthes; Monogenea; Polystomatidea; Polystomatidae
Source: the annotation of a GenBank genome assembly
CUUGGCGAAUUCGGAAAUUUCUCCUGUCAUCUCGCACUGCGCUGGCUUCGCCCAGUGGGGACUCGGGAACGUCGCAUUCCUCAUCCGAUAUCAGGGCAUCCUUUUACUUGGCUAUUCAAUCUGGUCGCCUGCCCCAACUACACUUACGAGGUUCUUUCUUGGCUCGGCUUCACCAUUAUGACUCAGACACUGCCAGGUUGA